AUGGAUUCCAAGGGUCAACACCAACCUGAAGUCAGCAUGCCCCAUGACGCAAACUCUUCUCCUUCCUUCCCUCCUUCAUUGUCAAGCGCCGGCCGAAAGCUGCAAGGACGGAUGCAGUCCGGAAAGCCAACUGCAUCAUGGAAAUGGGGCCUUACCGGCGCCGCCACGGCAUCAUUAGCAACACCCAACGGUACAGUACCAUGCCUAUUAUCGCGAAGAGUCUUCCGAGUAUAUGUACAAGACGAUGGACUAUCAAGCAGCAUUCAGCAUGCAAUAGGUACGGUGCGAGACGAUACGGAAUACUCCAUGCCAAUGGGCAACGCCUGA
Messenger RNA from Fusarium verticillioides 7600, 327 nucleotides. RefSeq lists its product as hypothetical. The record is from RefSeq and is a predicted model, not a curated record. NCBI's taxonomy places the organism in Eukaryota, Fungi, Ascomycota, Sordariomycetes, Hypocreales, Nectriaceae. The transcript has 2 exons. The coding region runs from base 1 to 327 and encodes 108 amino acids.